AUGUAGAAUUAUCGUUUCUGGAAAACUGUAGGUAAUAACCAAGUAUUUUUGAUCAUCGAACGCAUCUUGCACGUUAAUUCAUGAACUUCCUCGUAUUGCAUGCAGCGUUACCUUGACUGGAGAUGGAUCCUAAGCAAGAUACAUUUAAUGAAUCUGUGUCGACAAUAAUAGAAAGAAAAGUAAGAGGUUGGUUAAGUGGAGUGAUUGACGACAUGCGGCGAAGUAGUCCAGUGCAACAGUGGCUGGAUUCCCUGCCAGCUGACGAAACAGUCGCACCCGAGGACACUAGUGAAGAAGUAAAGAUCUCAGAGCCCAAGUCUGAUGACAAUGAUAGCAAAGCAGAUGAAACAGUAACUGAGAACACAGUAAUAGAGCCUAACAAAGAAGAGCUCCAAGAUGAUCAGAACCUAGAAGUUCCUUUAAAAGAAGCCUGGAAAAGGAAGUCACUUGAUAGUGGGUUACUAACUAGCACACCUCAGCGAACUAAUGUUAAAAGACUACAACGGGACCAUUCAAUACAAUCAGAGGGAUACUCCCCCAAGUUUAAGAAUCCAUUAUUUAGAGACCAUUCUUUGCAAUCUGAUAACAGUGGCUCAAGUGGAAGUUCAGUUUUAAAUGUGCUAGGAGCACGAAAAGUAGAUGCUGAGUCAGUACUGCUUGCUCUAGGCUUUGGGCCAAGUGAAAAGCAGCAAAAAUUGCAAAGAAUACCUGACAGAUUUUUAGCACCUUCUAAACUUAAAGGUAUUAGCACAGAAGAUUUUAUCAAAAAAGAGCAGCAUUCAAUGCGUAUGCACGAUUGUGGGAUAUUUGGAUAUAGAGGUCUUACCGGGAAUCCUCAUGUUCCACCGUCGACAAUUGUAGCUAAAAUAAUUGGAUGCAUUCUACAAGACGAGGAAUGUCGUGAGGAGGCGUUAAUAAAAUCCAGACACUCUAUAGCGGACAUGCGAACUCAACCUAACCUCAGUGCAAUCCUCGCCGCGCGUAUGCGCCACAACUAACUAGGUAAACAAACAAGAACGUGACCUCACCUACUUGUAAACAACACCUCAACCAGAAUUAUAAGCACAUUAUUUAAUUCGUGGUGUAAAAAUAUCGGUUGUUAAAUAAGCAAUGCAAUCACCAAUGUAAUUCCCAGUAUAAGCUCAAAAUUAUUCGCUCAACAUGUUGUUAUUGGUGAAGGGAUAACUAAUUUAAUUAUAUUUACGUGUAAAAACCUAAGAAAAGACUUACCUAUACCAUUGAAUGGAACAUUUCUAAAAUAAUCCUGACUGUUAAUUACAAAACCAAAUCACAGUCUGUAAUAAACCUAAGGUUUUAAGAAUUUUAUUAACGUUAAAGAUCCGAUAUUUUAAAGAGAAUCUAGAAUUAGAUCUUAUAUUCCUUGUACUACAUAGAAUUAGAGAUCAUAAAUUUUUGACAAGUUUUAAAAUAGUAAAAGUAGUCGGAUGUAAUGUAAUAUCACCUCCUUAUAAUAUUCUAAAAUAUAGAUAUUUAUUAGAAUUAUUAGAAGUCAAUAAAAACUUAAUAGAAAUAAAUUUAUCAUUUCCUAUGACUAUUUCUGAGCUUAUUGUACAUAACUUUAAAUUCUACGUAUUUAAUAAAAGAACUUACGUAAUGUUAAGCCAAAUGUUAUUAUUGAUUGUACUUAUCGCUUCAUAUUCAUGACGUAGGUAUAGUGCAAAGACUACUAUGACUAUUGCUUGUUUAUAUCCUAGAUACUUAUGGAUCAUAUCAAACUUGCCUGACUUAAAAUAUAAAAUCCAAUCUACCUAAGUGUUAUGUGAUAGUGAUGUAAAUACAUAAUGUUAUGUCCUCUUAUUGUAAUUAUUGGUAUUUAUUUCUGAAAAUCUAUUGCUAUUUCUAUAAUUAUAUUUCAAUGAGUUACUAUUAUGACAAAUGUAUUCAAAUGUUAAUUUAAUAAUAAUGCAUUUUAUCUUCUGUAGAUAUUAGUAAAAAAAAAGCUUUUAUCGGCGCUGCGGUGAGAUAUAAUCUCUGAAUUUCGUGAUGCAAUUGUGACUCGAAUGGUUUUAUAUAUUUUAUUGUUUAUGUCAAUUGGCAAUUAUUUCGUGAAUUAAUUUAGAGUAGUUAGUCUUUAUUCAUACUAACAGAUGAGAGCUUACUUCAAACACAAACAAGGAUUUAAAUCUUGCAAAGAAUUUAAAUAUUGCUGGCCCGGUUCAAGUAAAUAAAUUACGUAUGUGUAGUUACUUGAAAUGUUCAACUAAGGUAGUUUGAGCAGUGCGAAGAAUGUGAAGACCUUUUAAUGCCUAUAAUAAUAUUACGCUGUUUGAAGCUAGUAUCAUAGAGGUGUGGUAAAAUAUGGCCUCCCCUCUAAUUGCGGUUUGCCCUUCAUACCAAAAUACUUACUAGUUAUGACUUAUAGUGAACAAAAUAUUAUUAAUAAUCUGUUACUUUAGUUCGUAUUAUUUCCUUAUUCGAUUAUGUUAAUGACUUAAUAUGAAAAAAGAUUUUAUUUACUUGUGCCUUAUAUAAAAAUCGGUACUGUUUGUAUAAUUUAGGGUAAUUCAAAUCAUUCCUAUUUAAAUGUACAUUGCGAUUCGACGGUAAAUAUCAAUGUUAAACCUAUGAUAAUUACCAUUGUUGUGUUAUUGUACUAAGCCAAAGCUUUUAAAGUCAUUUAAAGGGAUUAAACGGUAUUCUAAAUUGACCAAUUAAUCACUUUGAAGGAAUUUAAAACAACAUUCCUAAGAAUAAAAUGUUCAGGAAGUUAAAUGCGGUGUUGAUAGAAGCGUUUAGGUAAUGAAAUCUAAAUGUAUAAUUUAUUAAUGUUAGAACAAUUUAUUAAAUUUUGUGUAAGUGAAGAGUUCCGCUCACUUCCUGAAGCCAAGGUCUGCAGAUACACUGGCCUUAAAUUAUUGUGAUGUGGUUAAUGUGACCUGAUCCUUAAUAUGUCAUAUUAUUUUUGCUCAUUAAAUUAGGUACUUAACUGUUUGACUUGUAUUAUUUGAAGAUCUGAAUAUGUAUGUGAGUGUGUGGGAUCAAUUGUAAAGUGAAACCCAGUAAACUACUAUUUUCUGGAA
Spodoptera litura is the source of this 3041-nucleotide messenger RNA. NCBI's taxonomy places the organism in Eukaryota, Metazoa, Arthropoda, Insecta, Lepidoptera, Noctuidae. The record is from RefSeq and is a predicted model, not a curated record.